Panicum virgatum (switchgrass) is the source of this 2112-nucleotide messenger RNA. RefSeq lists its product as uncharacterized. Lineage: Eukaryota; Viridiplantae; Streptophyta; Magnoliopsida; Poales; Poaceae. The record is from RefSeq and is a predicted model, not a curated record. Bases 1 to 2112 code for a protein of 703 amino acids. The transcript has 3 exons.
AUGGCCGGCGUGGACGCCGGCGGCGGCCUGCACGGCUUUGCUCGGCACGGCUCGAGGACGAAGGAGAAGGAGGAGGAGAAAGCGGACACGGCUUCGUGGGAGAUAAGGAUGCAUGAAGUGAAUGACCAUAUACACAUCUUUGGAAUGUCACUUUUGUACACUCGUUGGGUUCAUCAUGGAGAGUCUCCAGAUGGCCAGGUUGCUGAGUUCAGAGGGGAGGAGGUGCAGCCUGAUGAAUAUGAUGAUGGUGGAGGGAUACAUUUGGGUGAGGAUGACCAAGAUCAUGACCAAGCUGAUGACCAAGAUGAUGAUCACGGAGUCACGGAGAUGAUAUCAGAUUUGUACACAGCAGUAGAGGAAGAUGGAGGGACUCCAAGUUUUGCCAAAUGUCAGUUUCCAAAGUCGUAUGAUGAGGCGAAGAAGUAUCUUCGUGAAUUGGGCAUUGCAUAUGAAUCAAUCCAUGUGUCCAAGAACAAUUGUGUUUUGUUUCAUAAGUCUGAGGUGUUUGACACCGAUUAUGUCAACCUAGAAGCAUGCCCAGUUUGUGAUGAAUCUAGAUGGGAAGGUGGUGAGAGUGGCAGGCGGGUUCCUCAUAAGGUCUUGAGGCACUUUCCACUUAUACCAAGGCUGAAGAGGAUGUUUGCCAUGAAACGAACUGCUGAGGAGGCCCAGUGGCACAAGGUGGGUAGGAAGCCAGUCGCCAAUGAAAUGAGCCAUGUAGCUGAUGGGGAGGCAUGGAAGGACUUUGAUAGGAAGUAUCAAUCUUUUGCAGCGGAUGCAAGGAACUUGAGGCUUUCCCUAGCUACAGAUGGUUUCAACCCUUUUGGCAACAUGAGCACUCAAUAUAGCAUGUGGCCUGUGCUUGUGACACCUCUGAACCUACCACCAUGGGAAUGUGUUAAUUCAGCCAACUGUUUUAUGUCUUUGCUCAUCCCGGGUCCAUCAUCUCCUGGAAAAGAUUUUGACUUGUUUCUCGAGCCUCUAAUUGAAGAAUUGCUUGCUCUUUGGAAAGGAGUGUCCACUUAUGAUGCUGUUAGUGGUAAAAAGUUUGAUCUUCGUGCCGCUGUGUUGUGGUGCAUACAUGAUUAUCCAGCCUUGAGCACCUUGUCGGGGCGAACCACAAAAGGUUAUUAUGCAUGUAUCCACUGUGACAAAAAUCCUUUGUCACGGGCACUGAGGGGUAAGAUUGCUUACAUUGGCCAUCGUCGUUUUCUUCCAAAGGAUCAUGAGUGGCGGAAAAGCUUGGCUUUUGAUGGCUGCCGUGAAACCAGGGAUGCGCCGGGCAAAUUCAGUAGUAAAGAGGUUCAAGCGGAACUAGAGAAGGUGAAAGAUGUGAGGCCAGGAAAGCAUCCCGCACCCGCACCCAGGAAAAGGAAGCAUGGGGAGAAAAGCAGCACCAAAAUUUGGAGUCGCAAAGUUGGGUUGUGGAAGCUACCAUAUUGGAAGGACUUGUUGCUGCCACACAAUCUCGAUGUUAUGCACAUAGAGAAGAACAUUUGUGAUGCCCUCCUAGGCAUAUUACUCAAAAUUGAGGGCAAGAACAAGGACACCGAAAAUGCAAGGUUGGAUUUGUAUGAUAUGGGCAUUAGACACGAAUUUCACUUGCGAGAGGAUGGAGAUGGGUGUAGGAUGCCAGAGGCUUUCUAUGUAUUGAACAAGGAAAAUAGAACUAGAUUCUGCAAGUUCCUCAAAGGUGUGAAGUUUCCACAUGGUUAUGCCGCCAACCUAGGCAGAUUCAUAAGUGCAGAUGGUACCAAGUUGCAGGGGCGGCUGAAAACUCAUUGUUGCCAUGUACUACUGCAAAAGAUCAUGCCUGCUGGAUUAAGAGGAUUGGUGAGGCAAGAUGUGUAUGUAGCAAUUGCGGAGCUUGGGGACUUUUUCAGAGAAUUGUGUAGUAGAAAUCUGAAGAUAGAUGUUGUGAAAGGACUAAAGGAGAAAAUCCCAGUUAUCCUUUGCAAGCUUGAGAAAAUUUUCCCUCCAGCCUUUUUUGAUGUCAUGGUGCACCUAGCUGUGCAUCUACCUGAUGAGGCAUUGCUUAGAGGCCCUGUGUCAGUAUGGAUGGAUGUACCCAAUAGAGAGGAGAUUGGGUACUUUGAAGAAUUUUGUGAGUAA